Messenger RNA from Mucor velutinosus, 1032 nucleotides. RefSeq lists its product as uncharacterized. The record is from RefSeq and is a predicted model, not a curated record. Gene Ontology annotation, molecular function: protein binding. The coding region runs from base 1 to 1032 and encodes 343 amino acids. Lineage: Eukaryota; Fungi; Mucoromycota; Mucoromycetes; Mucorales; Mucoraceae. The transcript has 8 exons.
AUGGCUGUUAUCCAAGAAGCGAACGACGACAUGUCUCAACAACCUCAUAAAGAAGUUGUAGUCAACACCAGCAUUGCUGAAAGCGAGGCUGAAGAGUCCGAGGUGGAUGAGGAACACGAGGAAAAUAAUGAAGAAGGUCUUUUGGAUGAAUAUCCUGAUGAUACAGAGGAAAUUGACUGUAUUCAUAUGAGAGUGAGCAGCAUCCCAAACUUGGGAGUGGAAAGAUUCAAACAGCUCAAGGCCAUCUGCCUUCGCCAAAACUUUAUCAUCGAUAUUGAAGGCCUCGAUUCCUUGAAUCAAUUGAACGAACUGGACUUAUAUGACAACAAGAUUUCUCAUAUGCGAGGCUUGAACAACCUAGUCCAAUUACACAAUCUGGAUCUUUCUUUCAACAAAAUCAAACAUAUCAAAAACAUUGAUCAGCUCACUGAGCUCGAAAACCUGUACUUUGUCAGCAACAAGAUCUCCAGAAUUGAGAAUUUAGACACACUUGUCAACAUUACUAACCUUGAACUCGGUGCUAAUCGUAUCAGAAAGAUUGAAAAUCUGGAUCACCUUGUCAAUUUGACUCAGUUGUGGUUGGGCAAGAACAAGAUUACAAAACUGGAGAAUUUGGGCGCAUUGAAAAACUUGAGGUCAUUGAGCAUCCAAAGCAACCGAUUGACCAAGAUUGAGGGACUGGAAGAGCUGCAUAACUUGGAGGAAUUGUACAUGAGUCAUAAUGCCAUUGAAAAGUUGGAGGGCUUGGAUAACAAUCUCAAAUUGAACACAUUGGACAUUGCCAACAACCUACUUGUAACUAUCGAGAAUUUAUCGCAUUUACCCAACUUGGAGGAAUUUUGGGCAAACAACAACAGAUUUGACAAUGAUGUGUAUGACCAAGUUGAGAAGGAAUUGGGGCCUAUCAAGACGUUGCAAACGGUUUAUUUGGAAGGCAACCCAAUGCAUCUCAAAAAUAGAGCCACUUACCGCAACAAGAUCAAACUUGCUUUACCCAACAUCAGACAGAUUGAUGCAACACCUGUCCGAUAA